Messenger RNA from Suillus subaureus, 1721 nucleotides. Its product is annotated as kinase-like domain-containing protein. Bases 253 to 1569 code for a protein of 438 amino acids. The record is from RefSeq and is a predicted model, not a curated record. Gene Ontology annotation, biological process: protein phosphorylation. The transcript is spliced from 10 exons. Lineage: Eukaryota; Fungi; Basidiomycota; Agaricomycetes; Boletales; Suillaceae. Gene Ontology annotation, molecular function: protein kinase activity; ATP binding.
UAAGGGACGACAGUCUUAACUACUUACAGUCAUAUCAAUGUCAUCAUUGCACGAUCCCUGAAUCCAUGAUCCAUCAUAGCCUCUAGCUUCCAGGCGACCUACAGCAUGGCUACCAGCUAGCCGCCUUACGAACCCAGAUAGGCGCCUUGCAUAUGUAUCAGCUUGAAACCAGCCUGCUUCACUUCCCAGAUCUCGCCUCCUGCAAAGCCCUACCCAUGAUAGCUGAACAGCGCUAGUGAGUAGUCUCCCAUAAUGACACAGUCCCUCGACCUUUUAUUUUGCAGCGAUACCCUCAGCGACUUCAGAUUUCAAAUUUCUGCAUUGGAGUUCGGGAAUCCAUGCACAUCUGGUUCAUUUGGCACCGUUUACCGAGGCACCAUCAAUACCAACGAAGAGGUUUAUUGGACCAACUUGUCUGAUUGCAUCAAUAAUCCAUCUAAUAUUCAUCAGGUCGCAGUGAAGGUGUUCAAGAUUGAUUCCGGGAGGGCUGUGGAGAAAUAUGAGAAGGCAAUGCGUCGGGAACUCAAGGUGUGGCUUAGACUGUCAAAACACCCAACUAUCGUCCCGCUACUUGGAAUCGCACACGCCGGGCUUCCAUUACCGGUUCUCAUUUCUCAAUGGAUGCCCUCUGGAACAUUGUAUACGUACCUCGAGCAACCUAUCAAUACAAUCACCGCUUCCAAUAAAGUUGAAUUGGUCAGGGGCGUUGCCGACGGCCUCGGAUAUCUUCACUCGGAGAAUGUCGUUCACGGAGACCUUCAUCCCGCAAAUGUACUUGUAGAUGGUGUGGGGAAUCCACGUCUCACAGAUUUCGGUCUCGCAACAGUCGUAGGAGACGCGGAGUUGCAGUUGGGUAUGACAACUGUGACACGUGAAUUCGAUGUUCGAUGGCGUGCUCCUGAAGUCAUUGGAGUCGAUCCGAAGGAUGAGCCUGUACGGCCGAAUUUCAAGAGUGAUAUAUAUUCUUUUGGUGGUGUCAUGUUCUUUAUCGUCUCGGGGGAUAUACCAUGGAAAGAGAAGAAACAGCCACAUAUCAUCAUUGAGCUAUCGAAAAGAGCGACUCCUGCUCGUCCCGAUAACAUUUUCUAUGAUCACUGGAACUUGAUUCAGAAAUGCUGGUCUUGGAACCCAGACGAUCGUCCAGAGGCAACGGAAAUCACCUGCAGCGAUAUCCAUGACGACUUCACAUCUCAAAUUUCUGCGUUGAAGCUCGGGAAUCCGUGCAAAUCUGGUUCAUUUGCCACUGUUUACCAGUUCACCAUCGAGACCAGCGAAGGCACAAAAGAGGUCGCAGUAAAGGUGUUCAAGACUGAUUCUGGGAGAGCCGUGGAGAAAUAUGUGAGGGCAAUGCGUCGGGAACUUAACGUGUGGAUUAGAGUGUCAAAACACCAAAAUAUCGUACCGCUACUUGGCACUGCAGACGUCGAGUCCCCGUGUCCUGCUCUCGUUUCGCAAUGGAUGCCCUCCGGAACAUUGGAUACGUACCUCGAGAAGCAUGGUACAAUUACCACUUUGGCUAAAGCUCAUCUGGUCAGGGGCGUUGCCGACGGCCUCGGAUAUCGUUCGUAGAUCACUAUCCUAUUGUUAAUUUUGUUCCUAAUGCCUACCCAGUUCAUUCGGAGAAUGUCGUUCAUGGAGACCUUUAUCCCGCGAAUGUACUUGUAGAUGGUGCGGGGAAUCCACGUCUCACAGAUUUCGGUCUCGCAACAGUCGUAGGGGAC